UCCCGUGUCAGUGGCAGCGUCAUAAUCUGAACAGGAGAAUUACGCUACUGAAAACACAGAUUAGUAUUUUUAUAUAUAAACUGUUUAUUUCUAACGUGUAAGGAUGUUCAACAGCCUUAUCAGGGACUUUGAAGAUGACCCCUUCUUUUCUGAUCCUCUCCGUAUGCACAACGAACGCAUGCGGCACAUGAUGAGAGGUUUCUCGAAUCCCUUCAACCACGGCUUCAUGCCCAGUAUCACAGACGGCCGGGACAGAGCGCAUAGGGGAGAAGGUCAGUCCCGCACAGGUGUUGCCCCGCGCAACGAGCACAGAGAAAUGGAUUUCUUCAGAAACCCUUUUGCCAUGAUGGACAAUAUGGACAACAUGAUGGGAGGCAUGAGGACCAGAAUGGAUGAUCUGCACAGACACUUUGGGAACGUGCCGUCUGACUCCAACGCGCACGCAUUCAGCUCUUCCUCCGUCAUGACUUACUCUAAAGUGGGAGACGAGCCAGCCAAAGUGUUCCAGGCCUCGAGCCAGACACGCUGCGUCCCCGGAGGGAUUAAGGAAACAAGACGGACUCUGAGAGACACAGAGAGUGGGGAAGAAAAGAUGUCCAUAGGUCACCACAUCAAUGACAGGGGACACGUUAUUGAGAAGAAACAUAACAAAAAGACAGGAGAAAAAGAGCUCAACCAGGACUUUCAGAACAUGGAUGAAACUGAAGCCCAGGCCUUCGAUGAUGAGUGGCAGCAGAAGGUGUCUGAAUUUCAGCCUGCUGCACGGCUGUCCCGCCUGGAAGCCCCAAGAGCCAGAGAGGUUCAUCGAGCAGCCAUCACCGGCCCUGAGCACACACACAGGGGGAAGAAAGCUAAACCAGCAGAAGGUGAGAGGAAAACGCACAUUUCUGAGCUCAACUUCCAAGGCUCCAGCAUGAAGAAGUAAUAUGAGGUUUACAAACUGAAAUAACACCCUCUGGCUUGCAACAUCUGCCUGAUGUUUUUCACGCCAGUGCUUUUGUUCUUCUGUGUUCCCGUGCUUUUUUUUUCCUUCUGUUUUCUUUUUCUCAUCAAGAUUUGUUAGUCAUUUUUUUACUGCUUUAUUUUAUUCUUUCUGUUAAAAAAAAGUUCCAGAAAGGAUACAAGCUGUGUGCAACCUUUCACCUGUAAAGUUGAUUCUUAAUAGCUAGUGUAACCAAAUAUCAUGAAAUAAAAUAUUUGACGAAACACUAUUUCAUCUUUUGACAAUGAAAGCUUUGGUUGGAUUUUACCUAUUUUAUGUAUUUUUAAAUGUGUAAUUUAAUGAAAAUGAGCACAAAAAUUUUUAGAGAUGUUCUAAAAUGCACUUAUGAACAUGUACCUGUGUGGAUUAUGGCCAUCCAUUUUGGAAAAAAGUAUUACUGUUUGUGCCCACUUGUAAAGAACUACAACUGAAAACCCUUUUUAUACAAUUAUUUUUCAUAAUCGUAUGUUCAGGUUGUUUGUUUUGUGUUGGAUUGUUUCUGCUGUUCCUGGUUUGUUUGUUUGUUUGU
Molecule: messenger RNA, 1511 nt
Organism: Clarias gariepinus (North African catfish)
Lineage: Eukaryota; Metazoa; Chordata; Actinopteri; Siluriformes; Clariidae
Gene: mlf1
Product: myeloid leukemia factor 1
Exons: 7
Coding region: 104-925 (273 amino acids)
Biological process (GO): regulation of DNA-templated transcription
Cellular component (GO): cytoplasm; nucleus
Source: RefSeq, a predicted model, not a curated record